GUCUACUAUUUAAAACGCAAGUAUACGUAUUUGGACAAGGCCACUGUCAAACUAAUUGCCUCGUGGAACACUAGCCACAGACAUUCCAAUGUAGUGACAGUGCAUUGAAUUUGCAUAUUUUAACUACUCAGCGGCUAUUGUCCAACCGCCACCGCAGCAAAUGGGCUACCAACUACCAACACAACAACAGCAGGUCCUAAUCAAUGCUGCUAAGGGUGGCCUUUUCAUCUCACUCGGCAACUUUCACGGUUUCGUGACUCGUCGUGGGGGAUAAAAGUUCUAUCACUUUUUAAUUGAAUCGCUUUUGAGGACUACAUUUGCCUACAUUUUGAUCCAGAAAGCAGGCAUGGCUGUUGGACUCGGGAGGAGCGAGCCAAAGCGUCAGUGACUGCCUUGUCACACACCCCACUCUGAAGAAGGGAUAUGCAAGCUCUCAACACCGGACAGUUCUCUCAGGAAAUUCCUAAUUUUGCCAAGGGUCACCUGUUCUCCGGGCUGGUUUGUCAGCUGUAAAAGCUUCUAUUUUCACUUCUGUCCGGAGGAGUAUUACUGGCUGUGUAUGUUCCUGAUAAAGACCAUCCCUAUCCUCUACCUUUAAAUAGUCUGAUCUGAAGCUCCGUGCCAGGAAGGGACAGCUGGGACAUUGAGCAUCACUAUGGCAUCUGAGGACAUAGAAGCUGCUGUGUGUCGUGGGACAGUGCUGGAGUCUGCCGAGACCAGAAAUGACUUUGUCACUUCAGACUACAGCAUGUCUUGGAGUCAAAGCAAAGCACGCCCACAUUCUCACCAGCCAGAAGUUAGCGACCAGGGCAGCAGAGGCCGCUGCUCACCCCUCCCUCAGUAUCUGAAGUUAUCUUAUGACACUGGGCAGGGGAUGUUUUUGGAUGCAGGAUGCAAAUACUGGUAUUACUCUAACCCUAAACAUGCUAGUGCCGUAGACCAGCUCAGCGCCACAUCUCUGGGGGAGCGGGGGUUGGGUGAUAGGGCUUGGGAGGCUAGUUGCAGAAGGACCUGGCACCCCAGUGAGAGACCUAUCGUAUCAGUUAGAGGGCACGGCGCGGAGACUCUGGCCAUCAGCCUGCGUGUUUGCAGGGGGCUGCUCGGCUACUCCGGAGUCAGACUCUCGGAGAUCCACCAUGUGCUGAAAGUUGACAACCUGGUCCACACAUGCAGGAAGCUCCUAGCCUUUGCCAGAUGUGUGUGUCUUAGGGAGGAAUGGCCCCCCUACCUCUGCCCGGCUCAGCCUAGGUACAGGUACCGGGCCAGCUCCCAGAAGACCUCGGUGUAUGCCUGUCUGACCGGGGCCCUGCUGGAGGCCACCGCCGCCAUCGGGGCCCGCAGUGCUCUGCCCAGAGUCACUGUGUGCUCCACUGGCCACGCCAUGCUCAAAGAGCGUCAGCUGUGCAGCACGUCGGUGUCGAGCGCCCUUCCGCCCAACGUGAUGGACAUCAGCAAGGAGCUGGCCGAGCUGCGCCACCUGAUCCAGUUCCCCGAGGAGAUUGCUCGGAUCCUGACGGAGCAGGAGCGGCAGCUUUACCGACGCAUCUUACCCCUGGACUACCUCUGCUUUCUCACUAGGGACCUGGGCAUCCCCGACUGUAGCAAGCACCUGCACCCCAGCCUCGAGGCCUCGCUGUCGGACCCGGCCUUGCCCACGCAGACCCAGAGAAACUCUGUGGAGGACCUGGUCACACGAUUCAAUGAGGUGAGCUUGUGGGUGACCUGGUUGAUCCUGACUGCGGGUACCAUGGAGAAGAAGAGAGAGGUGUUCUCCUACCUGGUCCAUGUAGCCAAGUGCUGCUGGAACAUAGGCAACUACAACGCUGUCAUGGAGUUCCUGGCUGGACUACGGUCUCGUAAAGUGCUGAAGAUGUGGCAGUUCAUGGACCAGUCGGACAUUGAGACCAUGCGCAGCCUGAAAGAUGCCAUGGCGCAGCACAAGUCUUUGUCCGAGUACAGGAAGGUGGCACUUAACAUCCCAGGGUGCAAGGUGGUGCCCUUCUGUGGCGUCUUCCUCAAAGAGCUGAGUGACGCGCUGGAUGGGGCCGCCAGCAUUAUCAGCCUGCGCCACUCACCGCACGACUCGCCAGAGUUUGUGACGGACUACGGCGGGCAGGAGCACUUCCUGCAGAGGGUGGGGCCAGACGGACUGCACAGCCACGAGAAGGAGGCCACGGUCAGUAACAUCCUGCAGAUCAUCCGCUCCUGCAACCGCAGUCUGGAGACGGAGAAUGGGGGCCACCACAAAGGCUUCUCCACCUCUCACAGGAACUAUUUCAUGGACAGGAACCUCAGGUUUGUGGAGGGGGACCUGUCUGAGCAGGCUAAAGAGGUGGCAUUCCAGGGCACCGAUGAGACCCACCGGGCCUUUAGCCACGGCACGGAGCUCAUUCCCUGGUACGUGCUCUCCCUCCAGCCUGACGUCCACCAGUUCCUCCUGCAGGGAUCCACUGUCAUCCACUACGACCAGGAGAGCCACCUCACCGCUCGCUGCUUCCUCCGCCUGGAGCCCGACAACUGCUUUCUGACCUGGGCUAAUCCCCAGAGCGGCAGCCCCCCCACAGAUCCCCCAGGCCUGGGUCAACACGUAGUGAGCGGCCUGGCGGACGGCCUGCUGGACCUCUCUGUGGUCAAGGCUGUGUUCAUGGGCCACCAGGGGGUGGACAUGUUUGCUGUGUGUCUGCAGAACAAGCUGUGUAACACCAUGAGGGCCGAGGAGAAUGGGGUCAGUCUGCUCUACGGGCUCCAUACUACAGACAACAGGCUACUGCACUUUGUGGCCCCCAGGCACACAGCCUGCAUACUGUAUGAGGGCCUGGUGGAGCUGGUCAACGCCAUGAGGAAGCUGAAGAAGUUCCCCGAUAAGAGGCUGCACUGGCUCAGGAGGCAGUACGUCCGCCUCUAUAGGGAGGAGGGCAGGUACGAGGGUCCCACCCUAGCUCAGGCCAUCAGGCUGUUUGGAGGGCGGUGCUGGAACAUGGGCACAGAGGCCACAGAGAAGCCCAGCGCGCAGAAGAACAGCUCCACCACCAAGAAGAAGAAGAAUGCUCUCGUCAGGAAAUACAGCGGGGAUGCCACCGAUGACGAGACGAGCCAACGUAAAACCAAGAGCUGCAAGGACACCCUGUGCAGAAACGGGCCGGAGCUAUAUAACAGCGUGCACCAGGAAGAGUUAGAGGACUGCUUCCCUGGACCCUUCCCCCCACCGAGCUGUAAGAGCCCUGGUUCCAUGGCCUCUGGUUCCCUGGCCUCCUCCCCCAUCCUCUCAGGCAGCACCAAGGCCCAGCCAGGUGCAUGGAGCAGCAAGAGCUGGCACGGCCUAGGGAAGGGCUUCUUCAAGGGCUUCCAGGACCUCAUGAGCUCUGACAGCACUAUGAGCUUCAUCGAGUUCGUCGAGCUCUUCAAGUCUUUCAGCAUUCGGAGCCGUAAAGACCUGAAGGAGCUGUUUGACACCUACGCCGUUCCUUGCAGUAGCUCUGGCCCAGAGUCUGCCCCCCUCUACACCACCCUGAGGACUGACGACAAGGACACGGGACUGCAGCCUGACCUAGACUUGCUGACCCGUAAUGGAUCGGACCUGGGCCUCUUCAUCCGACCACGCCAGCAGACGUCGGAAAACCAGAAGCAGAUCUCAGACGCCAUUGCUGCAGCCAGCAUCGUGACUAAUGGGACGGGCGUGGAGAACGCCUCUCUAGGGGUGCUUGGGCUGGCCGUCCCACAGCUCAAUGACUUCCUGGUGAACUGCCAGCGAAAACACCUGACCUACGACGAGAUCCAAAGCAUUAUCCAGACAUUUGAGCCUUGUGUAAGCGUACGUCAGAUGGGUUGGAUGUCCUUUGAAGGUUUUGCCAGGUUUUUGAUGGACAAGGAGAACUUUGCGUCUAAGAACGAGGAGUCUCAGGUGAACGCGGAGGAGCUCCACUACCCAAUGUCUUACUACUACAUAGAGUCCUCUCACAACACGUACCUCACUGGACACCAGCUCAAAGGAGAGUCCUCCGUGGAGCUUUACAGCCAGGUCCUGCUGCAGGGCUGCAGGAGUGUGGAGCUGGACUGUUGGGAUGGAGACGACGGAUCACCCAUUAUUUACCACGGAUACACCCUGACCACCAAGAUCCCCUUCAAGGAUGUGGUGGAGGCGAUCAAUCGCACUGCUUUUGUCAACUCAGACAUGCCGGUCAUCCUAUCCAUUGAGAACCACUGCUCUCUGCCCCAGCAACGCAAAAUGGCUGAAAUCUUCAAGGCGGUGUUCGGAGUCAAGCUGGUGAGCAAAUUCCUGUUUGAAAGUGAUUUCUCUGAUGACCUGCUGCUCCCCUCCCCACUGCAACUGAAGGGAAAGAUCCUCCUCAAGAACAAGAAGCUGACGGCACACCAGGCUCCUGUUGACACUCUCAAACAGAAGACUCACCAGCUGGCCCACAUAAAGGCACAGACCAGCAACGGGGCCCCGGGAGGAAGCUCUCCUGGUAACCACGACGAUGAUGAAGAGGAAGAAGACGAGUAUGACGAUGACUGUGAAUCCUUGUCUGAUGAUAACGUCCUGAAUGAUAAACCAGAAAGGAAGUCAUCAGGUGACAAGGAAGACCAUCCCAUCACUGAUGAGAUGGCCAAGAGGGUGAAGAAAGCAGACAAUGCUGUAACCAAGUACAAAGGGAAGGUAUUUGACAUAGAGCUGGAAGAAGAUUUAUAUCCCCCCCAGAACAAGAAGGAGAGUCGACACAUCGCUCAGGAGCUCUCUGACCUCAUCAUCUACUGCCAGGCCGUCAAGUUCCCUGGCCUCUCCACCCUCUCUCAUUCGGCCUCUGGCAGAAGAAAAGACAGAAAGAACAGGAAGUCCGUCUUUGCCAUGGAUCCUGGUCGUAGUGGAGGAAGCCCCAGGGAGGCGGUACAAGGGAAGGGUAGCGUGGAGGGCAUCCGUCUGAGCUGGGAAGAGCAGACAUCGCCCGUGCUCAGUCCCAAUGCCUCAGUGAGUACCAUCAUCCACACUCCCAAGUGCUACCACAUCUCCUCUGUCAACGAGAACACUGCCAAGCGCCUGUGCCGCCGUAACUCAGAGAAGCUGAUCCAGCACACCACCUGCCAGCUGUUAAGGACCUACCCGGCCGCAACACGCAUCGACUCAGCCAACCCCAACCCUCUGCCCUUCUGGCUACACGGCAUGCAAGUGGUGGCUCUCAACUAUCAGACUGAUGACCUGCCCAUGCAGUUGAACAUGGCUCUGUUUGAGGCGAAUGGGCAUUGUGGAUAUGUCCUGAAACCUCCCGUGCUGUGGGAUCGCUGCUGUCCCCUCUACCAGCAACUCUGCUCCCUGGAGAGAGACAUGGAGAGCAUAAGCCCAACACUCUACUCUCUGACUAUUGUGUCUGGGCAGAACGUGUGCCCUGCCAACAGCGCGGGCAGCCCCUGUGUGGAGGUGGAAGUGAUGGGCAUGCCCGUGGACAGCUUCCAAUUCCGCACCAAGCCCAUCCACCGCAACGCGCUCAACCCCAUGUGGUCAGAGCACUUCCGAUUCCCCGUGCACUUUGAGGACACCUGCUUCCUGCGCAUCGCUGUGGUUGAGAACAACAGCUACCAGACCACCGCUCAAAGGAUUCUGCCACUACGGGCCCUCAAACCAGGCUAUAGACACAUCCAGCUGAGGACGCAGCACAACGAGCCCCUGGAGGUGUCCAGUCUGUUCAUCUAUAGCCGCAGAGUAGAGGAGAGCCCCACCGGCACAGCCCUGCCUGCUGCCAUGCUGUUUAGUUCUGAGGAGCGGAGGGCAGCCCAGCAGCACAAAGUGACUGUCCAUGGUGUGCCAGGUCGAGAGCCUUUCACUGUAGUGUCUGUGAAAGAGCAGACCACCGCCGGACAGCUACUGGACACGUUGCUGAUGUCCACAGAUGGUGCCAGUGAAUACUUCCUGUGUGAGGAGAAGGUGUCACUGGGGAAGGAGCGCAGUGAGCGUAAGAGGUGUCCUCAGCAGCGCCCCGUAGCCCCUGAGGAGGAGAUCAUCAGGGUUAUCAACAGCUGGCAGCCCGAAGAGGGAUAUGUGGGCAGAAUCUGUCUUAAAACCAAGGAAGAGAUGGCCCGUGAGGACAAGAGGAAAGGCCUCUCGUUUGCCAGCGAGCUGAAGAAACUGACGAGUUGCAGCCAGAGCGUCAUCGCCUCAGCCACACAAGAGAGCAGCCACAGUAAGGAUGAAAGCAGCAGGGCAACAUACUGUGUGCCUCUGACUGAGACCCAUGAGUGAGACGCUCGGUCUGCAGUGUGUGGAUGGAGUCCCCAGAAGGGAAUCUCUCUGCAGGACUCGAAGGCCUGGGUGGUGGAGGGCUGGGCGGAGGCGGAGAGGCUCCUCCUGGGGGGCGGUGACCAUCCUGUCCUUGGGAGCAGGGCCCACACCGGCUAUCUGACCCCCGCCCGGUUUCUCCCUCUGCUGAGGAACUGGAAGAUCCACAAAUGAUGCCAGGCCCCCCUCCACCACCUUUAGAGCGCACCAGUAUUCCUGAACACACCAUGAUGAGUUGAGUUAGUCCCUCCCGUGAGUAAAGAACUUCCCCCAGAAAGUCCCACCCUGGCUGGCUGGUUGAGUUCGAUGGCGGCUCCAGGAUGACGGUUCGGAGUGAAGGAAUGUCGUGUUAUCUGCUGGGUCGUUAGCUGCCCCCCUCCUGUGUUCAUUAGGGUACACCGUAGCAAAACAUUUUGCAACAGAAAAAUACACAAGUGUUUCUUAUUGGACAAGUUUAGGUAGUUCCUCCUUGUUUCAGUCCAUUUUAUUAUUGUUUGGUGCCUAAUGAAUACAUCCCUGAAGUGGUGGCCGUGUUGAGGCAGUUGCUGAAUGCAGCAGCCAGCCUAACCCUGUUCAGCCUGUUUUUUUUGAGAAUGAAUAAAGGCCAUGCUGUAUCUUCUACCCACAGCUGAGUCAAUGGCCUACUGUAGGCUGGUGUAGAAUGUCUGCAUGAACUCCAGACAGUGUAUUUAGUUAAGGUGCGGGAAGCAGCAGUAACUGCGGCUCCCAGCCUUUCUCCUGCUAACAAUGACGGCAUUGUGAAUGUGGCCAACAAGCUGGCUUGUUGUUUGAUUCCCUUUGGCUGCAUUUACACAGGCAGCCCAAUUCUGAUCGUUUGCCUAAUUAUUGGCAAAAUAGCUGAUCUGAUUGGUCAAAAGGCCAAUUAGUGAAAAAGAUUGAUGCAGGCCUUAUGUCCCAGUUUUCACAGUACUGUAAUUUAUAACUAUAUAGUUGUGUAUUUGAUGAUAUUUAGUGUUUUGCACGUAGUAGUUUUGCUGUUAUGUUCAGUAUUUUUUUAUCGCCAUUUUUCCGAUGGUUUAUCUUGUUUGAUAUGAAAGAGUGCGCUUCAAAAGUAUUGUGACGGUGACUGGGUUUUUGUUUUGGCUCCUUACACUCGCACUUUGGAUUUGAAAUUAUACAAUGAUUAUGAGGUUACUAAAGUGCGGACUGUCAGCUUUAAUUUGAGGGUAAAAAAUAUUUUGUCAUUUUGGAGAAUCUAAGAAUUUAAUAUGUUUUUGAAACACUUCUACAUGAAUGUGGAUGCUACCAUUUAUUACGGAUAGUCCUGAAUGUAUCGUGAAUAAUGAGUGAGAAAGUUAGACGCACAAAUAUCAUACCCACAAAACAAUGCUAACCUCCCCUGUUAUUGUGAUGGUGUGAGGUAAGCAUGUCUUGGGGGUAUGAUAUUUGUGCGUCUAACUGUCUCACUCAUCAUUAUUCAUUAUCCACAAUCAUGGUAGCAUCCACAUUAAUGUAGAAGUGUUAAGAAACAUAUUCUAUUCUUAUUUACAAUAAAAGUGACACCCAAAUGACAAUGCAUGAUUUACCAUUCAUUUCUAUUGGUCACAAAAUAAUCUGAAACACAGCCACGACAAACUGUGAAUCCAUCCAAGUUUGUAGAGUUACAAGCUUGAAGUAAUCAUUGCGUGCUAGGAAUAUGGGACCAAAUACUAAACUUUUGACUACUUUAAAACACAUAUAUGUGAAUUUGUCCCAAUACUUUUGGUCCCCUAAAAUGGGGCAUUAUGUACACUUAAGUCCUGUAGUUUCUAAAUGGUUAACCCAAUAUGGAUGAAAAUACCCUAAAAUUAAAGCUAACAGUCUGCACUCCUCAUAGUCAUUUUAAAUCCAAAAUGCUGGGGUACAGAGCCCCCAAAAAAAAAUACAGCUCACUGUAUGAUGGUGUAUCGUGUUUGAUAUAUUUGAAAACAAAAUGAGAUUUUCAUUGCAGCAGGUCCAAGCAUAUCAGCAGUUGAGAACCCCAUCACCUCUUGAUAGCAAGAGAGGUUUUCGAAUCCCCAGGUAUAAUUAUUUUUGUGAAACAUCAGAUCAAAAGUACAUUUUUAAAGGGGCAAUCAUCAAUUUAUUCAUCCAAAAAUGGAUGUAGCAAUUGCUAAGUACCCAUUUGAUUCUUGAAUAAUAUAACUUUAAAUUAAAUACCUCAUAAGCUUAGUUCAACUGUCGUACCACAUCAAAACCCAAAAUAUAAGCUUGUUUUACUCCAAUGUUUGUAAACAAACAAAAUGUAAACAAACUAUAUAGCCUCAAACCAUGGUUAAAAGUUUAAUGUUGAUAUCAUGGUUGGUCAAUACUUGCAUCCAUAGAUAGCUCUGUCUGUGAAUUUGAGGGAUUACCUUUCUCCAGCCCAUCCCUCAACUUUUAACCGAACCAGUGGGGAGUCCGCUUUGCAAUUGUUUUUACUGCUGAUUGCCGCUUUAAAGUAAUUUUGUUGAUGUCUAUUGGAGCACACACAACUAUCAUAAUGUCAAUACAGGGUUUAGCGAUUUCUGAUAUUGUUCCCAAGUUGUUUAUUGAUGAAAUUGAUUAUAGUAUUAUACUGAGUAGUCUACUAGGUGUUUUAAUCUAUGCCCAUUUCAGCCUGUUGUCAGAAACUUGAUUCAAUGGGGGCCGUGUUGUUUCCCUCCUUACUUUAGAAUGUGGAUCACUAAGUGUGAGAUUUGUAUAACAAAGUCACUGUCUGUAGUUUUUUUUUUCAACUUAGUAUAAGUUUGCUUUGAAACUAUGGUGUGGCAUUUCUAAUGAAUGAUUUAUAUUGUACUUGGUGUCUGAUCAUUGGUACUGCAAAAGUGUCAACUUCCUUAUAGAUCUAGAUACACAUUUCAGCCUCUCCCCCCUGGGUCCACAUAAUCUCACAGCAGACAAAAUGACUCAAAAUGAGCCUCUGCAUGAGAUGUAUAAAUACUACAGUAGUUAUAUUACAAAGACCUAUACACUCGUGCCCGUUUACGGGUUGAAAAUGGCAGAUUUAGGCACUGAUAAGUGUCUAAAUUGGAACGCAGUUGCUGUAUAGUAACAUGCUACACAUUACGUCAGAGCUCUGCGCUUCACAGCGCCGUAUGAGUUUUGACUGACAGCCGUUCUGAGCACCGCACGCGACAAAAAGCUGCUCCCAUCCCUCCUGCUAAUUGGGCAACUUUUACAAAUGUUUUGUCUCGGUGAGGGGAAAUGCUGUCAAUCAAGAGGAUUCAAUGUAUUUUGAAAGAUGAGCCGUUGAUGAUUAUAAUAAAUACCACUUUGAUGUCAUACAAGCCAAGCCAAUGUUCACUUAACAUUUCCAUAUCAUAAAACUCAUGUCAUAUAGAGUUUUAACGUUUGAUCACUGAUGUACAGUUACAAGAUGACAGGGUGUCAUACCCUGGGAUGUUCUGACCAGAAUCUGUUUAUCUAUUGUGUUGAAAAUUCGCUUCGGAACACGCACCUGAAUGCACGCGUGACUCCUUUCUAUGCGCACCAAAAUGACGAUCUGUUUCUCUGAAUUGCCUUUGUAAAAGCCUAACACUGUAAGAUUGUAUUUUAUAACUUAGCUAGUCAUGUUGGCAAUAGAACAAACAAAACAAAUGUGCUUUCUCUAGUUUCUCAACAGCACAGCUUGGAGGGCUCAAAAAAGCACGUUAUCGUUGAAGACUGAGUCAAAGUGCAUUGAAAUGACUUAGGAACUGCGUACACUUGAGAGGUGUGUGACCACUUGGAGACACCAGUUAGUCUUCUCACUCAAACCGUCGUCUUAGGUUGCACCCACCCUACAUUUUCCAAUAAUGUUCUUAUGUUACUGAAUGUAUCCAGAGUAUUUUCAAAUUUCGUUAUCAACAAAUGCGGUGAAAAGUACAGUAAAUGUAAGGUGUUUGGAGUCGGUCUUGUGUCAGGGGAACGUUGGUUUUAUAAUUUCCCCAUAAUCUCAAUCUGUUGCCUCUCAAUUGCUACCAUGCAUGUGCUUUUCAUAUUUCUUUUGUAAGAAACAUUUCAAUUUAACCCAAUCAAUGUAGGCCAAUUCCCACGAGUGUAAAGGGUUAAAUGUCCAGUAUCAACAAAUUUACAACCAAUUAAUGGGGUUGAGGGCGUGGUUAAAAUUGGUACAGAAUUGGUACCGGAGUGUGAAAUGUGAUGGUUUUCAGCUAUUUUCCUGCAAUUUUAUACAAAUUGCAGGAAAUUAACGAGCGCCACAAUGCCUACUUCCACAUCGAUAGUGGAUCGGGUCGAGAGCUUAAAGUUCCUCAGUGUUCAUAUCACUAAGAAAUUAACAUGGUCCACACAGCUGUGAAGAGGGCAGACAGUGCCUCUUCCCCCUCAGGAGGCUGAAAAGAUUUGGUAUGAUGCACAAAAAGUUAUAAUGCUUAUAUAAGUUAUAAUUGUCAAACUCCAGCCACCCAAGUCAUAGACUGUUAUUUCGGUAACACUUUACUUGACACUCAGCAUCAUAACAUUAUGACAGUCAUAACCAUGCCAUAACUGCUGACGUAACUUGUCAUAAUAUGGGCUUAACCCUGCCAUGACCCAUAUAUUUACACUUUUGAGACAUAUUGGGUUAUUUUAUGGCUGUGGUAUUUACCACCUGUGGUAAAUAAAAUUGAUUGGACAUGAUUUGAAAGGCACACCUGUCUAUAUAAGGUCCCACAGUUGACAGUGCAUGUUAGAGAAAAAACCAAGCUAUGAAAUCGAAGGAAUUGUUCGUAAAGCUCCGAGACCAGAUUGUGUCGAGGCACAGAUCUGGGGAAGGGUACAAAAAAAUGACUGCAGCAUUGAAGGUUCCCAAGAAGACAGUUGCCUCCAUCAUUCUUAAAUGGAAGAAGUUUGGAACCACCAAGAGCUGAGCUGCCCGACCAAACUGAGCAAUCAGGGGAGAAGGGCCUUGGUCAGGGAGUUGACCAAGAAUCCGAUGGUCAUUCUGAUAGAGCUCCAGAGUUCCUCGGUGGGGAUGUGAGAUCAUUCCAGAAUUACAACCGUCUCUGCAGGACUCCACCAAUCAGACCUUUAUGGUAGACUGGCCAGAUGGAAGCCACGCAUCAGUAAAAAGCACAUGACAGCACGCUUGGAGUUUGCCAAAGGCCACAUAAAGUACUCUGAAACAAGAUCCUCAGUUCUGAUGAAACCAAGAUUAACUCUUUGGCCUGCAUGCCAAGCGUCACGUCUGGAGGAAACCAGGCACCAUCCCAACGGUGAAGCAUGGUGGUGACAGCAUCAUGCUGGGGAGGUGUUUUUCAGCGGCAGGGACUGGGAGACUCGUCAGGAUCGAGGGAUAUCUGAACGAAGCAAAGUACAGCGAGAUCCUUUUUGUAAACCUGCUCAGGACCUCAGACUGGGGCGAAGGUUCACCUUCCAACAAGACAACGACCCUAAGCACACAGCCAAGACAACGCAGGAGUGGCUUCGGGAUAAGUCUCUGAAUGUCCUUGAGUGGCCCAGCCAGAGCCCGGACUUGAACCCAAUCGAACAUCUCUGGAGAGACCUGAAAAUAGCUGUGCAGCGAAGCUCCCCAUCCAACCUGACAGAGCUUGAGAUGAUCUGCAGAGAAGAACGGGAGAAACUCCCCAAAUACAGGUGUGCCAAGCUUGUAGCGUCAUACCCAAGAAGACUUGAGACUGCUAAAGGUGCUUCAACAAAAUACUGAUAUUUCAGUUUUUUAUUUUAAUAAAAUCGUCAACAUUUCUAAACCUGUUUUUGCUUUGUCAUUAUGGGUUAUUGUGUGUAGAUUUGAGGGAUUUGUUUUUAAAUCCUGUAAGGGUGUAAUGUAGAAAAAAAAUUCAAAGUCAAGGGGUCUGAAUAUGUUCCGAAUGCACUGUCACAACAGGUCUAAAUAUAUACCAUGACAGCGUUAUGACCAUAUUAGGAUGGGUUAUGACCGGUUGUCACACAUUAUGACGUGGUUAUGACACUGGGUGUCAAGUUAAGUGUUACCCACUGACAUCCCAACACAACAUACUCGCACACAUCAUGCAUACUGUCGCCUCUCACACACACAGACACGCACUUUCACAUAUCGCAUACGCUGCUGCUUCUGUCUUACCUAUCCUGUUUCCUGAUGCUUCAAUUGCGCAGCCUCCAGAUGCUGUGCAAUUGUCACACCCUCCGUAUGGAGCCUCUGGACCACAUUACCAGACCAAGCAUAAAUUGUCCCUAUAUGUACAUAGCUACGUCAAUUACCUCGUCCCCUGCACAUCGACUCGGUACUGGUACUCCCUGUAUAUAGCCAUGUUAUUUUUUACUUGUUAUUGUUAUUUGCAGUAUUUAUUCCUCGUGUCACUAUAUGGAUAUAUGUUUAUCUUUAUCUUUAUCUCUGCAUUGUUGGAAAAGUACCCAUAAGUAAGUGUUUCACUGUCAGCUGUUAACGAAGCAUGUGACAAAUACAGCUUUAUAUUGUUUUGACCCAUGCUCUACCAAGGUUUUCCAGCACACAGCUUUGACCUACUACAGUAUUGGAUGCGGGGGUGCGUCACUUGAGUGGGUUGAGUUACUGACGUGAUCUUCCUGUCUGGGUUGGCGCCCCCCCCCCCCCUUGGUUUGUGCUGUGGUGGAGAUCUUUGUUGGCUAUACUCGGCCUUGUCUCAGGAUUAUAAGUUGGUGGUUGAAGAUAUCCCUCCAGUGGUGCGGGGGCUGUGCUUUGGCAAAGUGGGUGGGGUUAUAUCCUUCCUAUUUGGCCCUGUCCGGGGGUAUCUUCGGAUGGGGCCACAGUGUCUCCUGACCGCUCCUGUCUCAGCCUCCAGUAUUUAUGCUGCAGUAGUUUGUGUCGGGGGGGCUAGGGUCAGUUGGUUAUACCUGGAGUACUUCUCCUGUCUUAUCCAGUGUCCUGUGUGAAUUUAAGUAUGCUUUCUCUAAUUCUCUCGUUCUCUCUUUCUUUCUCUCUCUCUGAGAACCUGAGCCCUAGGACCAUACGUCAGGACUACCGGGCAUGAUGACUCCUUGCUGUCCCCAGUCGGCCUGGCCUUGCUGCUAUUCCAGUUUCAACUGUUCUGCCUGCGGUUACGGAACCCCUCUACCUGUCCCAGACCUGCUGUUUUCAACUCUUAAUGAUCGGCUAUGAAAAGCCAACUGAGAUUUAUUCCUGAUUAUUAUUUGACCAUGCUUGUCAUUUAUGAACAUUUUGAAAAUCUUGGCUCUAUCUAAUUUUCUCCUUCUCUCUUUCUUUCUCUCGGAGGACCUGAGCCCUGGGACCAUACGUCGGGACUGCCGGGCGUGGUGGCUCCUUGCUGUCCCCAGUCCGCCUGGCCUUGUUGCUGUUCCGGUUUCAGCUGUUCUGCCUGCGGUUAUGGAACCGCCACCUGUCCCAGACCUGUUGUUUUUCAACUCUUAAUGAUCGGCUAUGAAAAGCCAACUGAAAAUUAUUCAGGAUUAUUAUUUGACCAUGCUUGUCACUUAUGAACAUUUUUGAACAUCUUGGCAUAGUUCUGUUAUAAUCUCAACACGGCACAGCCAGAAGAGGACUGGCCACCCCUCAUAGCCUGGUUCCUCUCUAGGUUUCUUCCUAGGUUUUGGCCUUUCUAGGGAGUUUUUCCUAGCCACCGUGCUUCUACACCUGCAUUCUAGCUGUUUGGGGUUUUAGGCUGGGUCUCUGUACAGCACUUCGAGAUAUUAGCUGAUGUACGAAGUGCUAUAUAAAAUAAACUUGAUUGAUUUGAUAUUGGAUUAUUCACACACCACACUAAGACAUUAUCCUAUUCCACUAACAUUUCAAGCUUUUAUUUAUUAUAUGAAAGCAAGCUUUUAUACUUACGGUUGAAGUCAGAAGUUUACAUACACCUUAGCCAAAUACAUUUAAACUCAGUUUUUCACAAUAUCUGACAUUUAAUCCUAGUAAAAAAUCCCUGUUUUAGGUCAGUUAGGAUCACCACUUAAUUUUAAGAAUGUGAAAUGUCAGAAUAAUAGUAUAGAGAAUGAUUUAUUUCAUAUUUUAUUUUCUUUCAUCACAUUCCCAGUGGGUCAGACAUACACUCAAUUAGUAUUUGGUAGUGUUAGGCUCUUAUCUUUGAGAGUAAAUAACUCACGGACACUAGAGAAACUUAACCAAGUUUAAUUCUUCCCAAAGGGUUGACACAGCUGUAUUCAGACAGCCAAACAUUUCUCACUAUCACAGGAAUAUAUAUUCCACUUAAGACACUCCUUCUCUCCAAUCCUUACAUCUUAUGGUUCCACAGGAAAAGGGUAGUAAACCCUUAUUACUCCCUUCGGGGGAUCUGACCUCACCUCCUGACCUCAACCCCUCCUUCGCUGGGUCCACAGAUGUCCAUCUGCUUCCCCUAUAGCAAUCCUUUGAUCUCCUCCCGUCCACCCAGCAAAUUCCACAGCCUUUCUACAGAUCUCACUCCUUUAUAUAAUAGGAGUCUGAUCUAUGUCUUUAUCUCAAUGUUCAAAAUGUCGAUUCCUACAGUAGCAUUGCCUUUAAAAUGUUUAACUUGGGUCAAACGUUUCAGGUAGCCUUUUACAAGCUUCCCACAAUAAGUUGGGUGGAUUUUGGCCCAUUCCUCCUGACAGAGCUGGUGUAACUGAGUCAGGUUUGUAGGCCUCCUUGCUCGCACACACUUCAGUUCUGCCCACAAAUUUUCUAUGGGAUUGAUGUCAGUGCUAUGUGAUGGCCACUCCAAUACCUUGACUUUGUUGUCCUUAAGCCAUUUUGCCACAACUUUGGAAGUAUGCUUGGGGUCAUUUGGAAGACCCAUUUGUGACCAAGCUUUAACUUCCUGACUGAUGUCUAGAGAUUUUGCUUCAAUAUGAGAUGUUUGCUUCCUCAUGAUGUCAUCUAUUUUGUGAAGUGCACCAGUCCCUCCUGCAGCAAAGCACCCCCACAACAUGAUGCUGCCACCCCCGUGCUUCACUUCACGGUUGGGAUGGUGUUCUUUGGCUUGCAAGCCUCCCCCUUUUUCCUCCAAACAUAACGAUGAUCAUUAUGUCCAAACAGUUCUAUUUUUUUAAUUUCAUCAGACUAGAGGACCGUUCUCCAAAAAGUACGAUCUUUGUCCCCAUGUGCAGUUGCAAACCAUAGUCUGGCUUUUUUAUGGCGGUUUUGGAGCAGUGGCUUCUUCCUUGCUGAGCGGCCUUUCAGUUUAUGUCGACAUAGGACUCGUUUUACUGUGGAUGUAGAUACUUUUGUACCUGUUUUCUCCAGCAUCUUCACAAGGUCCUUUGCUGUUCUGGGAUUGAUUUGCACUUUUCACACCAAAGUACGUUCAUCUCUAGGAGACAGAACACGUCUCCUUCCUGAGCGGUAUGACGGCUGCGUGGUCCCAUAGUGUUUAUACUUGCGUACUAUUGUUUGUGCAGAUGAACGUGGUACCUUCAGGCGUUUGGUAAUUGCUCCCAAGGAUGAACCAGACUUCUGAGUUCUUGGCUGAUUUCAUUUGAUUGUCCCAUGAUGUCAAGCAAAGAGGCACUGAGUUUGAAGGUAGGCUUUGAAAUAAAUCCACAGGUACACCUCCAAUUGACUCAGGCUAAUUGACAUCAUUAAUCAGAAGCUUCUAAAGCCAUGACAUAAUUUCCUGGAAUUUCCCAAGCUGUUUAAAGGCACAGUCAACUUAGUGUAUGUGAACUUCUGACUAUAGUUUGUUAACAUGAAAUGUGGAGUGGGUGAAAAACGAGUUUUAAUGAGUCCAACCUAAGUGUAUGUAAACUUCCGACUUCAACUGUACAUGACCAUCAGGCUUGAUUUGAGUGAGUUGUUCUGCAUUGUAGUAAUGUGGUGCCUGCCUAUAUUUCCUUAAUCUCUUAUUUUAGCAAUACAUAUAAUUGCGAAAAAAAAUGUAAAUACAUUUUUUGGGGUCAGUAAGUGCCAAACAACUACAGGCUGUGGUGUGUUGGACACAUUCACUAGAUAUCUGUAUGCAUUCCUGAUAUUAUGUAACCAUUGGCUUACCUGUGUAAUAGUGACUUAACUAUCAAUGGACAGUUCAAUACCUCUGUCAAAUGUAAUUUAGUUAUGUUUAUUCCUUUUUGGGUGACGUUAUGACAGUCAUAAUCACUCAAUCACAUCAUAACGGCUGACAUAACUUGCCAUAACACUGUCAUGAGCCACAUAUUUGCACCUGUUGUGACAUAUAUUGCGUUAUUGUAUGACUGGUCAUACCUAUUUAAGUGUCAAAACCCACAGUUAUUAAAAUAUUUUUUCCCCCUGUCAAUUUUUAAUUUGCAAGUUUGUUUCUGAAAUCCUUUGUUGCAAUGAAUUCUCUACAAUGUUUUUACUUUUUAUUUGAAGUAACUUAGGAAAUUACACUUUGACACUUUCAUGCAUUAUGACCAUCAUAAUCAUAUAAGCCAGAUAGGCCUAUCACAUACAUGCCCUUAUAUCAGUCAAAAAAAAGGUGUCUAGUCCUGCUCCUGAAAUCUGCUUUGUUUUAGGUGCAUGUCUGACAUUAAUGUGUGCACUAUUACAAUGAAAAUGUCAUAUGGUGAAUAAAAAAUAAAUAUAUUUAA
Molecule: messenger RNA, 16684 nt
Organism: Salvelinus fontinalis (brook trout)
Lineage: Eukaryota; Metazoa; Chordata; Actinopteri; Salmoniformes; Salmonidae
Product: 1-phosphatidylinositol 4,5-bisphosphate phosphodiesterase epsilon-1-like
Exons: 31
Coding region: 656-6232 (1858 amino acids)
Biological process (GO): small GTPase-mediated signal transduction; phosphatidylinositol-mediated signaling; lipid metabolic process
Molecular function (GO): guanyl-nucleotide exchange factor activity; phosphatidylinositol-4,5-bisphosphate phospholipase C activity
Source: RefSeq, a predicted model, not a curated record